This is a messenger RNA of Paramormyrops kingsleyae, 1421 nucleotides long. RefSeq names its product claudin-like protein ZF-A89. NCBI's taxonomy places the organism in Eukaryota, Metazoa, Chordata, Actinopteri, Osteoglossiformes, Mormyridae. The record is from RefSeq and is a predicted model, not a curated record. Gene Ontology annotation, cellular component: bicellular tight junction; membrane. Gene Ontology annotation, molecular function: structural molecule activity.
GUUAUAAAGGGGUGCUUGUCUCAGUAUUGGAUUGGUGUGGAAAAUAAGCGCUUUGCACUGGAUAGCGAUGGCGUCCAUGGGAUUACAGAUUCUGGGCAUCACGCUUGCUGCCAUAGGCUGGCUCGGCGACAUCACCAUUUGCCUCCUUCCGAUGUGGAAGGUAACGGCGUUUGUCGGCAAUAACAUCGUAACGGCUCAGAUAAUCUGGGAGGGCUUGUGGAUGAGCUGCGUGGUCCAGAGCACUGGGCAGAUGCAGUGCAAGGUGUACGACUCCAUGCUGGCGCUACCGCAGGACCUACAGGUGGCUCGGGCCCUGGUGGUCAUCUCCGUGCUGAUGGCACUCUUCGGCAUCUUGCUGUCGGUCCCCGGGGGAAAGUGCACCAACUGCAUAGAAGACGAGUCCGCCAAGUUCAAAGUUGCGAUCAUCGCGGGAGCUUUCUUCAUCGUCAGUGGUGCCCUGUCUCUCGUCACUGUGUGCUGGUCUGCGAACACCAUCAUCAGAGACUUUUACAACCCUCUGCUACCGGACGCACAGCGACGGGAACUUGGCGGAAUGCUUUAUAUCGGCUGGGGGGCGGCGGGUCUCCUGAUUCUCGGUGGAGCGCUACUUUGCUGCAGCUGCCCCCCCAAGGAAGGCCGUCCGUACACUGCGAAAUACUCUCCCGCUAAAUCUGCUAGUUCAGGAAAGGACUAUGUAUAAAUUGCCGAUAUAUAUAUAUUUUUUCUUUUUUUUAAAUAAAAAUUAAAGUUCUUAAACGAUGACUGAUCAUUAUUGAAGAACUACUAUGUUGUAUGUGUAGUAUUUUGUAUGCUCCUAAUUGUAUUUGUUUUUACAUGGAGUACCACGGCUUCAGUGGCCCGCUCCGAAAUAGUUAUCUUAUGUAAGGAGCACAUGUAGGGACGGGAAGAUUCACCGAUAUGCAUUGGUGUACUAGCAUAAAAGUUUACUAUGCGAUUGUCUCGAUUUAAAAAGUGUGCGCCGGACACAGAAUUAGGAUGAAUUCGGGAUUGCAUCAGUAAAAUGUGGUUUAUUAAUAUAUAAUAAUUAGUAGAGGCCAUAAGCCUUUAUUAUUUAGAAAUGUGACCAAUAAUUUUGAUCAAUAAUAUUAUAUUUAGAUUGUUUCCCCCUCGUUAAACCUUUUCUAUAUUUCUAUCAUAUUGAAUGGCAUAGCAUCACAUUGUUUUGCAUCGUGCUGAAUCACAUUGUGUCAAAUCGCACUGCAGCGCAAUAGAGGUGAAUCAUAUCGUAUCGCAUUAGUAGUUGCUUCAUGUUUAUAUCUUUAAUGUAUCGGACAACACAUCGAGAUGUGUAUCACAUGGAGAUACACAUCCCUAAGCAUAAUACUAUGUACAGUCUGGUCUAACAGCUACUAACAACCCAUUUUUGUUUUUGGAGCUAAAUUCUAACACCAUUCAAUUAA